CGGCGCGGGGAGGGGGAUGCGGACGGGGGAAGAUGGCGGCCUCGAACAACCCGCGGAAAUUCAGCGAGAAGAUCGCGCUGCACAACCAGAAACAGGCGGAGGAGACGGCAGCGUUCGAGGAGGUCAUGAAGGACCUCAGCCUGACCCGCGCGCACCGGUUACAGCUGCAGAAAACCCAAUAUUUGCAACUGGGACAGAGUCGUGGCCAGUACUACGGUGGGUCACUGCCAAAUGUGAAUCAGAUUGGGAACAGUGCCAUGGAUCUCCCCUUCCAGACUCCUUUUCAGUCCUCGGGGCUGGACACAAGCAGAACAACUCGGCACCACGGGCUGGUGGACAGAGUGUAUCGUGACAGAAACCGCCUCGGCUCCCCGCAUCGCCGCCCGCUCUCCGUGGAUAAGCAUGGAAGACAAGUGGACAGCUGUCCGUAUGGCACUGUGUAUCUGUCACCUCCCUCAGACACAAGCUGGAGAAGGACAAAUUCUGAUUCUGCCUUGCACCAGAGCACUAUGACUCCAGCUCAGCAAGAGUCCUUCACAGGAGGGUCACAGGACAUACAGCAGAAAAGAGUUUUAUUGCUGACUGUCCCUGGAAUGGAGGAGAACCCCUCUGAGGCAGACAAAACCCUCUCUAAGCAAGGAUGGGACACUAAAAAGACUGGGUCAUCGAGACCUAAAUCAUGUGAAGUUCCAGGAAUCAACAUCUUUCCAUCAGCUGACCAGGAAAACACUACAACACUGAUUCCUGCUACGCAUAACACAGGUGGCUCCCUGCCAGACCUGACAAACAUCCAUUUCCCUUCCCCUCUCCCAACACCGUUAGAUCCUGAGGAAUCCACAUUCCCAGCCCUGAGUAGCUCCAAUAGCACCGGAAAUCUUGCUGCCAAUCUGACUCACUUGGGCAUCAGCACGGCCAGUCAGGGAAUGUCGCCACCAGCUCCGGCCCCACAGCAUCGCCCGGCCGCUGUCAGCCCCCUCUCCCUGAGCGCCGACUCCCGGCGGCCGCAGUCACAGCAGAUGUCUCCUACACUGUCCCCUCUGUCUCCCAUUACUCAGGCCGUGGCCAUGGAUGCGUUGUCUCUGGAGCAGCAGCUUCCCCCAUAUCCAUUUUUUACCCAGACAACUUCCCAGCAACAGCAGCAGACGCAGGUGGCAAGUACCCUGCCUCAGAACACUCCUUUAAUGCAGACCUCUGGCUUACAGCGAGGAGCACAGCUCCCCCCGCUCUCUGUCACGGUACCUUCUACCAUCCCACAGUCACCUCCAGGUAGCCAGACCCAGCCAUCCAUGGGAAUAGACAUCAACUCGGCUUCACUCCAGCAGUACCGCAGUAAUGCUGGAUCCCCAGCCAACCAGUCUCCCACCUCUCCUGUCUCCAAUCAAGGCUUCUCUCCUGGCAGCUCCCCUCAACAUUCUUCCAUUCUGGGGAGUGUAUUUGGUGACUCCUAUUAUGAUCAGCAGAUGACAGCUAGGCAGGCUAAUGCCCUAUCCCACCAGCUUGAACAGUUUAAUAUGAUCGAAAACGCCAUUAGUUCCAACAGCCUGUACAGCCCCUGCUCCACCCUCAACUACUCCCAAGCAGCUAUGAUGGGGCUCACCGGCAGCCACGGCAGCCUGCAGGACUCGCAGCAGCUCAAUUACUCCAGCCAUGGAAACAUCCCCAACAUCAUUCUUACAGUGACAGGAGAAUCCCCUCCCAGCUUAUCAAAAGAACUGACCAGCUCGUUGGCAGGAGUGGGAGACGUCAGCUUUGACACGGAUUCCCAGUUCCCUCUGGAUGAACUCAAAAUUGACCCUUUAACCUUGGAUGGACUGCACAUGCUGAACGACCCAGACAUGGUCCUCACCGACCCCGCCACAGAGGACACGUUCAGGAUGGACCGGCUGUGAAGCGCGGACACCGGGAGCGUGGGAAUGACGCUUGUUCCUGGAGGCCAGCCGAACUGGAGAGGCCAGCGGGUCAGUCGUGUGGGAACAGGAGCUGCUGAGAGCAGCAGCUCUGUCCUGUACACCAUGUACAAUGAGUAAAGCUUGUCGUUCUAAGCUUGCAGCGCUGCAGACCCCUACUCCCUGUCGCGCCGUAUUUCACCCCUUACCCGCUCAUUGCUGUGAAUGAGUAAGGAGUUUCCAUCAGCAGUUUCCUCUCCAGAGCCCCCCCCCUCCUUUCUCCCACCGAAGCUCCAGCGUUACGUUGUCCAUUUAUCCUUUGCACUAGAAAAGGGGCAGUUGGGGGCAGGCGAGGAAGGCUCAGAGCCAGGGGUAAAGUGAUUCCUUCUAACGUACCAAGCUGUUGGGAGGGGGAGAAGCACCACUGUGUGCCCCCUCCCUCUCCCCACACUGAUCCUGUGCUGCCACCCUCUGCUUUGUGCCACCCGCUUGGUUGAGUGCAACGCCUCUCCCCCCAUGGCCAGGGCACCCAUGGGUGCAGGUUGGUCCCUGGCUGUCACCCUCCUCCUCUCCUCAUGCCCCGAGCAGGAACGAGCCCAGCAGCCCCACGGCCGUGUGCCACUCAGCAGGCAACUGUCAACACUAUUUUCAAAGCUUUUUUUUGUUUUUAAUAUAUAUGUAAUAUAUAUAUUUAUAUAUAUGUAUGCAUAUAUAAGGAGCAUUUCUGAGCACACACAGAAGUACUAUAAUUCUUGACUCGAUUAGCAUGAAGGAAGGUUCAGAACUUUUUAAAGCAGCUAAAAGAAUCUAGGAGACUAACUUUCAGAGCAUGUUCCUAACGUCACUUUGUGAGAGAUUCCUGGGCAACAGGAAGGGCAUUUCUGUAGCAAUGCCUGGCUCAAAUCACAACUCUUUCUUAUGGUUUAUUUUUUAUUCCUAUUCAUUACUUAUUCUGUUACCAUUAUUUAUGAUCUUUUUUGUUUUGUUUUGUUUUAUUUAAGUAUUUGGAUAUUAGGAAAGUAGCUAAACUACAUACAGCCAACUGAAGCACUCUACAGCAUCCUUGUACAGUCCAUCUUUUUGUGUUUUUAUUCCAGAAAUAUAUAUAUUAUAUAUAUAGGUAUUUUUAACUAACUGGAAUUUUAAACUGAUGUUGAGCAGAAGUAAGGAAGCCUAUGGGAAGUCUGGAUGUUUUCCUGUUGUAUAGUCAAAACAGGGUGACAGGAACCUUGCUGUUCCUCCUCUCCCCCUGGGGAAGAGCUGGCUUGCUCCACAGUGCUGUGUCCUCGAGCAGGUGAGGAGUCUGCUGAGCUCAUAACAGAUGAGUUCUGUUAGUCCUUGUUCAUCCUCUGGGCUGCAGCAUCGUGACAGAGUAAAAACCCCAACCCCAACCCACCCCUGGGCGCUGCAGCAGGGCUGUCACCUUGGGGGGGGUGUGGGGUGUGUGAAUUGAUGGCGAGUCCCAGGUCUUGUUCCCAAUUGGAAAACCACCUUUAAAGACUCAUGAGGGUUCCAGUGGGCUCAACACUGUUUGCCAGGGGCCUGUGAAAGCAUUGGCUUGGUUACACUGUGACCUGUGCAGUGCCAGCAUCUGUGGGCACCUGGCCCUCCCCUUGACAGAAGUGAGGAUUAACGUUGCUUUGAGUCUAACUAACGAAUGAAAGCUCAUGGAGCAUCUCACACCCUGCCCAUGAGGUGAGGGGAUGCCUGCUAGAGCACGGCACUCCUGCACGGGAGGGGGCCAGCACCCUCAGCAAUUUGGGUUACAUACACCCCAAAGAGAAGGGCUGGAGGGGUUUCCCUCUCCAGAUGAGCUGAGGGUUGUUGGUUCCCCCCUGGCACGGGACUUCCGCACCCGCUCGGGGUCUGGAUUUGCUUUGUGAUCCAAAGCCGUGUCCGUUCUUUCUUGUAAGCAAGACCCAUCCGUUCAUUGGAGCAAUCCCACCCAUCCCCUUCCCCAUGAGCAGGGUCUCCUCGCUGUUGGCAGUGAGCAGUGAUGAAGGUCUGUGGAGGAGCUGGGCUGCUCCUCAUGAGUUGUAUUGGAUUUUGGUGUGCUUCCAGACAUGGAUGGGACGCUGUCCUGAGCACCAGGCAGAGGCUCUGAGCAGGUUUGGGUGCGUGUUUGCUCAUGUCCGUGCCAUUAGUUGACCGUUUGCACUAAAAAAAGAUGUGUUUUUUUUUCUCUCAAGCCCUUUCCUCAACGUGUGUCUCUUCUGUUCCUUCCCACCCAACUGGAAGGUUUUCCUGCAUCCCUGUUGAGCACGUUUGGGGUUGUUAUGUCAGGAUUGAAGCCCGGCAGUACAUGUUAACUCCUGGUGUCUGCUUAUUUCAGAUUGCUGAUGCUUUCUUAAUGUAAGGAGGAGAAACAAAAAGGUAGCUUUGAACAGGAGGAUCCCCUAAAAGACCGGGAUAAAUGGGGCACGGGUGACUGGGAGUCCUCGGCUGUGGCACAGCCGAAAGUGCAGCGUGAGUUGGAUCCGCUUCCCACAGUUCCCGUUGCUCCUGGGCGGCAUUCCCGUGUCGCGCUCGCGUUCCAAUGACUCUCCUGCAUGGAAAUUCCCGUUCGUGAUCUGUUUGUGUUUUUAUUUUGAAACCCAGAGUCACUUCAGAAUGAAGCAUCCGAGUAGGAGACGAGAUUCCUCACUGGAGACUUGUACAGGGAGCUGUUGCUAAACGCUACCUUCUCAUUGGUUUGUAAACUACGCGUGUACAUAAGAGAUCUUGUUUAUUAGACUUGUAAGUAGACCUUUAAAAUGGCCUUAAUUUAAAAACUUAACACAUGUGGAUGCAACUGUUGAAAUGAGGGACCAUCGAGUUGAGGGAAAUCCAGGUUUUGUUCCUGCCGCGCGGAGUGGGACGGGCUUGAGCCAUGGGAAGUGUGCUCCACCUCGGAGCAGGCACAGGCUGCUCCUAGGACCAACCCUUUGAGAACCGGUGCAGUUACUUCAACACCUUUUGGGUUUUGCCUCCCCAAAAGCCGGGUUCCGGACGGCGUCAGGAAGGAGCUGCACUUGGAGAGGAGAUUUCCCCUCCCUCUCCCAUGAAAAUGUCAGUUUUCCAAUGUGUGUGCACACAGGGCUGGUUUGGAAGCAAACGGGAUCUAUGAGGCUGCGGCACCUCGUGCCUGCAGAAGCGUGGAGGGGAUCCCAGUGCUUUUGGAACAAGUAAUUGGAUUUGGAAAACUCAAUCGCUCUGGUUCCAUGUUCAUUGUGCAGGUGGAGCCGUGGGGAGCGGCUGCCCCUUCCCAGCCCAGCCCAGAGGAGAGCAGAACCAGAAAGAUCACUUAGCAAAAAAGAAAUAGAUAUAUAUAUAAAAAGGAGUAGUAUUUAUAACUUUUUGAGUUAAGUGAUGUUGAAGCUGUCUGGUGUCUCAGAGGGUUACUGCCCAAACUUACCUGCUGAGUGAACCCUGCCCCCUCCCAACACGUGUUUUUAUAGCUAUAGAUAGAAAUAUAUAUUACAAAGCUCCCAAGCUAGACUGUUGCAUUUGCCAAUACAAUGGGGAAAUAACAGGAAUAAACCUUCAGUGCAUCAAAUACUGUGAUUCCCAAGCGGAAAGCCGAGCUUGUGCUGCUUGCAGGGGGCUCUGCCCUUGUACCUAACGGUUGUGCCGCGCUUGGUGCCGGCUCGCUAUGGCUCCUGCAUGGCAGCGAGCGCUGGCCCUGCAGCCCCUGCACACAGAGGUGGGGGUUUCCUUUUCAAGAGGGGAAAAGCUUUCCAGGAAGAAAACAUUGUUCGUUCUUUGUACAUUUUAUGACCUGAGUUUGAAUGGAAUUGAUUUUUGUUUCUUUAAAUAAAAAGAAGUGUGCCUGAGGCCCGGGGGUGAAGCCAGAGCGGUGCUCGGGGGUGAACCUGCAGCUAGAGAAGGAGCUGCCCUCCGAGUUUGCCUAAAAUCAGUGUCCCAAACCUUAGAGAAUCCUUUAAACUUCCCUCAAAACCAAGCUCUGGACUGUGCUUCUUUGUUACAAGCUUGGAUGUCUGUAGAAACACCUCUUGAGGCUGGAGGUCCAUCCUGGGAUGAGCCCGACGCUGCCCCUGGAAACCCCCUCUGUGCAUGAAGGAAGUGGGAAGCUCCCAUCCCGUCGGGAUUUCGGGAUUCCAACAGCGUUUAUUCCUCUGCCAAGCGGCCCCCCCCGUCACUGUGAUGGCAAUGUGAAAGCGCAGGUAGCGUUCGUUCUGUGUCCUUUGUACAAAACCACCCCAACCCCACAAAAGCCCUUUAAAAAAGAGACGGAAUCGAUUUGUAGUUGUUCCUGUUCUUUGUAUUUUUAGUUGCAUCUUCUUUCUACGGCGCAGUGUAGGCAUGGAUUGCAUGUCGGUUUUCUAUGCGGGCACCAUGACAUUCUAACUGUGUAUUAUAAAUCAUUUUUACCUUUUUAAACAGAAUCAUUGUGUGGAAUUUCUAUACUGCAAACCAAAACACUACAUGACGUACUCAUUUGUGUUAUUUAUUUUACUAGGGGGGGGUGGGGGGCAGUUUUGACUGUGGUGUUCUCUCGCCUUAUGUGGGCUUGACCAAUUUUAUCAAAAUAAAGGCCUAAAGGGGUAAAAUAACGUUGACUGUUUUCUUCAGUGGCUUGGCUGCGUUGUAGGAAGCAUCAGGGGAAGCAGCUCCAUGGCGUAGAGGAUGAGUACAGCGAGAAAAGGCAGCUCUACAUAGCAAGGGGUGAGGAGCAAUCUGAGUCUCCAGUGGCGAGGUGAGGCUGGAGACCUGCGUCUGAGCCUCCCCCCCCGUCCCUCCAUGCCCUGAGCUCUUCUGCAGACCCUGGAGGGGCUCAUCCCUCUUCCCACGGGAUCUAAACUCAAGCUCUUCCAUGAUCCUGUGGUUCUGCUGUUGCCUGUGCUGGGCAGGGCUCAUGUUGUGUAGGUGCUGCUGCUCUGGAGCUGUGCCAGGCUUCUGGCUCUGUCUGAGCACAGGUAACGAGAGCAAAGGGAGCAGAGCAAGAGCAGGGGCCUGCCCCUGUUCUCCUUGCAGCCUGGCCAUCGAGGCAGGGACGUGUCCCCAGUGGUUUACAUCCCUGGAGCAGCCGUGGCUCCAUCACUGCGCAGCUUUGAAGGCGUUUUGGGGAGCAGGGUGGGGGUGAGGUGCUUUGCACAUCAGCGUGGUCAGAGGGGGGAGGCUGGAGGAGGUGGUGGCAGCUUCUCCCUGCUCAUCCUGAGCCUGGCUGUGUCCUCCAAACCAGCUGCACCUCUUGCUCCAAGGUUCUCUCGCCUUGUAACUGAAGAGGAGGCAGGGAACUGCCUGAGCAGCGUUUGGUUUGCUUUAUCUUGGUUCUUUUCACUUUGCAUCUUGCCCUUAAGUAGUGACAGGAGCAUGGAGCACCCCCUGUGCAUUGUGUAUCUGCUGUACGUUACUCGCGGUGCUCGGUGUUGGUGUUUGCUGGGUACCAGGGUCUUGUUCUGUUCAUUGUGCCAAGGUUCACUCCUUGGUCCAGCUUUAAGGGGAUGCAGUUUGGGACAGAAAACCCAUGUGGCAAGAGGCACGUCCUUCAUUUCUUCUGCCUUUGCAGUGUUUCCCUGGGGUGGCUGCUGGUGUGCACAGGCAGGAGCGAUGAUCUAAUGGCAGUAGUUGUGGGAGGCCUGGGGGUCACGUUUUCCUGCCGUCCUCCUCUCUCCAGGUUUUAGGAAGCCAGGAUCUACAGGCACACAUUAACAUGGCUUGUUCUGGAGCGUGGCCGUGUUGGUGCUCAAGUUGUUGCUGGUUCCAGUCUUGUUUGCUUGGGCUCAAAGGUACAGGUAGGAGGUUGAGCCAUUGCUCUGCUCGAUGGGAGCAGGAGUCACCCCUUUGCCAUCAUCCUGCCAGCUCUGUGUGCAGAAGGGACGGCGUUUCCGAGCUGGUGUAGGGGUUCCUCCUCCUCAUUUAAUAACAAUGGCAGCUUUGGGGUUAGUCUGGACCUGAGCUUGAGCUUUGCUUCAUCCAGGUUAACACAGGGAACGUGCAUGGAUGCGCCUGGCUCUGAUGGAAGCGGUGCUGGAUUUUGGUGUUGGCUCAGGCCGGUGUGUGCUGGAUGGCUCAUAUGAAGCUGUUUCUCUCUCAGUGUUAGGUCCUGCUUCUGCUUGAUGUUGUCUGAACCCCAGGAGCUUGGGGGGGCUCCGAUCUCACCCUGAUCUCACCUCCCGCCUCCCUUAGACUUUAGGGAAUCCUUCAGUGAAUCCAUUGGGAUAAGCAGAAGUGAGGAGGCAGCAGCCGCCCUCAUCCCACCCCACUCUUGUCUUGGGAUUCACGUUCCUCCGGUGGAAGCUGGGUUUGAGCCUCAUGUGAGCACUUCCCAAAGGGAGAGGAGGCGCUCGGGAUGAGGCAGAGCUGCAGGAAUCGGUGCUUGUGCUGGAGAAGUCUUGGGAAUGGGAGGCCAGGAAGCCUCCCAUGGCUCUGAUCCUCAAUGGAGCCCACUGGGAUGGCUCAGUGCAGCCGUGGGUUAGAAGACAAGGGGUGGAAGGGCCCUGCUUGUGCAUCCCCCCCAGGGCUGUGUUUGCAAUGGGAGCAGUGGUGCUUUCUGUAUUCCCAUCUGGAAUUCUACAGGCUUAAACUUGCAGCAGUGAAGUUGAACCCUGGUGUACGCAGGGCGAUCUGAAUGGCACAGAGUCUGUGCUGUGUGCUGGGAAGAGCGAGCAGUGCCCGAAUGGCCUCACUUGUGAGCAGUGGCACAAGUCCCCGUUUGACAGGGAAGGAUUAAGCUUGGCUCAGUUUGGGAUUUCUGGGAUGUUCUGGGGGGGAUUAGGCCUUGUAGAUGCUCCUGGUGGUGCCGGAGUUGGCGCAGUGGGACUUAAAUGUGUCCGUGCUCACAGCAGGGUGAGUUUGAUGUUACUGAGGCCCCACAGAGCCGCUCCUCUCCCAUACUGGCAGCUAAAACCCAGCCUUGUGCAGCAACCGGAGCUUGGCAGCACCGGUUGAUGCGUUUCAGAGCCGGGACAAAUGCUGAGCGCAUCCUGUGCCCAGGAGCUGUGGGUCUCUCACUGAUAUAUGCACUCCUCAGCUGCAGCAUUGGUGGCACGGGAGGGCUGCAGCCCUUGUCCCUGCGGCAGGAAGGUUCUGUUCAGUGUGGUUUUCUCUGGGUGAAGUGGAAACUGGAGUUGGCUUUAAGUGUUCAUGCUCCGAGCCGUGAUGUGAAAACACGGCUCCACUCAAUGUACAUUCUUUUCAAUCCUUUUUUCCCCUUUUUUUUGUGUGAAGGCUUUUGUCUUUGUAUCUUUGCGUUAUUUGUAAAUGAAAUGUAAUAAAAAGUCAACUGGU
Messenger RNA from Melopsittacus undulatus (budgerigar), 9116 nucleotides. RefSeq names its product CREB regulated transcription coactivator 1 (gene CRTC1). Gene Ontology annotation, biological process: positive regulation of transcription by RNA polymerase II; protein homotetramerization. The transcript is spliced from 14 exons. Gene Ontology annotation, cellular component: cytoplasm; nucleus. The record is from RefSeq and is a predicted model, not a curated record. Gene Ontology annotation, molecular function: cAMP response element binding protein binding. Lineage: Eukaryota; Metazoa; Chordata; Aves; Psittaciformes; Psittaculidae. The coding region runs from base 33 to 1889 and encodes 618 amino acids.